Messenger RNA from Erythranthe guttata (spotted monkey flower), 1007 nucleotides. Its product is annotated as Polyketide cyclase/dehydrase and lipid transport superfamily protein. NCBI's taxonomy places the organism in Eukaryota, Viridiplantae, Streptophyta, Magnoliopsida, Lamiales, Phrymaceae. The record is from RefSeq and is a predicted model, not a curated record. Gene Ontology annotation, molecular function: lipid binding.
CUCUCUCUCUCUCUCUCUCUCUCUCUCCAUAUAAUCUUCUUACACACACACACACACAUAUAUAUACAUCACUCUCAAUCUUCUUACAACACACCUUCAUUAAAAAGAACAAACCCCCCCAAGACUUGGGGACGUGCCGGAAAUAUGCGCAGCAGCCCUUCAACUUGCAGUAGAUCCUGGUCUAUAAGCGAGGAUUCGUUGAGAAGAUACGUGUUCCACGCGAGUGAAAAUUGCAUCCAAGAACUGCUCUCGGCCUCGGAUUCCAACCGGGCCGAUAAUGAACGUAGAAUAAACGUGGUGGACGAAGAUGGAUGGAAAGUGGUGGCGGUGGAUAAAGGAGUCGAGAUAUCGAAACGAAGAUCCGGAACAUUCCACACUUUCCGAAGCCGAAGGGUGAUCAAUUCUGUUUCGCCGCAGCAGUUUAUUACCGUGGCUAAUGCAAUUGAUGCUGCCAAGGAAUGGGAUGGUGAUUUGGUGGAAGCUAAGUACAUAAAAGACCUUGAAGAAAAUUUGAGCAUCAUUAGGCUGAGAUUUGGCGAGAGAUCGAAGCCGUUAUUCCGUAACAGAGAAUUUAUAGUCUACGAGCGUCGCGAAACCAUGGAUGAUGGCACUCUGGUAGUGGCAGUGGCAUCUCUACCAAAAGAAAUAGCAGCAGGAUUACAUCCAAAGCAAAACAAUUCAAUAAGAGGGGUAUUGCUGCAGUCUGGAUGGGUUGUUGAAAAGCUUGAACAUGAUUCUUGCAUGGUCACUUACAUUGCUCAAUUGGAUCCUGCAGGAUGGCUGCCCAAAUGCUUUGUGAACCGUUUCAAUACAAAAUUGGUUAUGAUAAUUGAAAACCUUAAAAAACAGGUGAUGCCUUGCCCCACUAGAGGUGGUGCAACAUGAUUAUUUAUUACUUUUGUAUAAAAGUAUAUGGACCAAAAAGAAAAAAAAGAAAAAAGAAAAGGUGAUUUAUUACUUCACAAUGAAUGUUGUGAUGAAAUAUAUAUAAAUAUGUGUCAUUUUCA